AUGUAUAAUCCGGGUCAACAACAGAACUAUCCUCCGGGUUAUGGCCAACCUCAGGGCAACUUUGGAGGACCACCUGCACCACAACCUCAAUAUGGAGCUCCGACUGCACCACAGCCUCAAUAUGGAGCACCUGGAGCCCCACAAAGCCAGUUUGGUGCACCUGGAGCUUCUCAAGGACAAUUUGGUGCAUCUGGAGCCCCACAAAGCCAGAUUGGUGCACCUGGAGCUUCUCAAGGACAAUUUGGCGCACCUGGAGCUUCUCAAGGACAAUAUAGUCCGACUGGAGUCCCACCAGCGCCGUUUGGUGCACCUGGAGCUUCUCCAGUUCCGUUUGGAGCACCAACAGCACCGCAAGGACAAUAUGGCGCACCAGCACCACAAACAUUUAUGCCUGGAUCUCCUGUAGCUGGAGCACCACCUCAAGCACCAAUUGGCUUUGCUCCACCACCGCUUCACCGUUCUUCAGCACCAGGAUGGAACGAUCCACCAAGUACCGUGACUAAUGCUCACAAAAACCGACUUCAUAACAUGAAACGACCUUUGGAUCCUACAAUUACUGUAAGCGUUUUUUUUUGUUUUUUUUUGAAUUUUAGGUGAUAAUUAAGGAAAAAGAAGGCAGUAUUGGUGUGAUAUUCGGAUCGAAAACUUAUUUUAUUGUGAGUUUGGGUAAUAAAACUUGUUUUUUUUUUCAGAAUCCAAGUUAUGGUGGAGCUUACGGCGGCUACGCGCAACAACAAUAUGGCCAAGGUGGUUAUGGACAACAGCCCGGCCUUCAACAACAAAACUCUUUUGAUCAAUAUCAACAAGAUUACGGUCAACAACAACAAUAUCAGGUGCGGAAUUGAAAUCUUUUAUGUUUAGGCUUUGGUUUAAUAUUCAUUAUGGCAUUUGCAUAAAAAUAAUUUUAAAUUUUGUUUUUUAUGCAAAUUUCCUUUACUUUUUGACCUUUUACUUUGCAGCCAGCUGCGGCGCCUUAUGGUCAACAAAUGGGCCAAGUUUCUGGCCAACAGGCGCCUGCUCAACCUUUUGCGGGUCAAAUCUCUCCGAAUGUCGGGUAUCAACAACAACAGGUAUCUCCACCACAGCCUGGAGCACCUGGUUUCGGUGGUCAACAGUCUGGUACACCUGGUUAUGGUACUCAACAGCCUGGAGCAUUUAGUCAACAAGGAUUUGGAGGCCAACCUGGUACACAAACACCAGCUGGACAACCUGGAGCACCUGGGUAUGGCGCUCAACCGGCUAUUACACCAGGAUUUGGGGGUCAACAGCCUGGUACACUUGGAUUUGGGGGCCAACAGACUGGAUAUCCUAAUCAAAAUGUAGCUGCUGGUUCUCAACCUUCAGCUGGACAAGUUGGUGCACCUGGAGUACCACAAGCUCAAGGACAAACUGACACUGCUGGAGCACAACAGAAUUCGCAACCUCUCGGAUUCGCUAAUCAAAACUCAGCACAAACUAGCACACCUUCAGUACCACGACAAACUCAAGGUCAACCUGGUGCACCACAGCAACCAUCUCAAGCACCAACUUCAGCACCAGCCGAAGCCAACUUGCUGGACACAUUAGCUCAAUCAUAUUCGACUCCACAAAGCCAGGCGCCAACCUCUGGACUACAACAAAGUCAACCAGGCUAUCCAGUUGGAACUCCAGCUGGUUAUCCAUAUGGAACACUUGAUACGAAUCAGCCUGGAGCAGUAAGUCAGCCAGCACAAGCACCACAAGCCCAAUUACCAACUAGCUAUCCAAACGUAUCGGCUGUACCUCCACUAUCGCAGCUAGAACCUUCAAACAUUCCUAGUGUACCAGCAGUACCAUCGGGUCAAAGUCAGCAGUUUGGACAGAAUCAAUUCGCCCAAAGUCAACAGUAUGGCCAAGGACAAAACGGGCAAUUCGGACAAAAUAAUCCAACAGCACCACUAAGUGCACCAUCAGCCCUACCCCAAUCGUACACACCAGCCGCCAACACGCCUGCUCCCACACCUGCCUGCGGACUGCCCCAGCCGGCUUAUCCCCAAACCUCAGCCCCACAACAGUACCAGCAGCCCUACUCGCAGUUCCAGCCUAUCCAACCCGGCUUAUAUCCGCAACAAACGCAGCGAUUGUAA
Messenger RNA from Bursaphelenchus okinawaensis, 2105 nucleotides. Lineage: Eukaryota; Metazoa; Nematoda; Chromadorea; Rhabditida; Aphelenchoididae. The record is from the annotation of a GenBank genome assembly.